CUCCACAUCUGCCUCCUCCACUUCUCUAUACCGUGGCUUGCGCAGCUAUGAAAAACGUCUCUCGUUCUUCCGGUUAAUGUCGAAGAAUAUUCGAGGCAUUGCGCCUCAUAAUUUACCCCCCAUUCCCCAGUCAGAGCCAGAGUCCUCAUGUCUUGGGAACUCCUGAAGCGCUUCAUCGAGAGCGAUGUAUUCAACCAGAAUCCAUUCCUUUCGGUAGCCUACCUCUCGUAAGAGCCCGCCACCCCUCUCUAUGCUGCGCGACCUUAUAGGCGGAUACUAAUUGUGUGUACAGACGGUAUGCGGACCACGUCGGAAUCCACUAUGUGUUAUGCUCCAAGCUCCGCCAGUUCAGUUACGAAGAAAUAGAGUUCUUUUUGCCGCAGUUAUGUCACCUUAUAAUAAGCGUCGAUAACGAGUCUAUGGCCCUGGAGGAAUUCAUCUUAGAUCUCUGCGAGGAAUCGGUCAAUGCGGCUCUGCUGGUAUUUUGCCUUCCCCUCAGGCGCAGGCUACGUGCUGACGAAAAUAAUGACAGACUUUCUGGCUGUUUCAAACAUAUCUCCACGACCUCUCUCAAAACCCACAAUCGGAAGCUUUCAAGACGUGUAGACGGAUCUAUAAUAAGGUACAGCAUAUCGUGUUUGGAGUUGCGGAGCCAGUAAGAAUUGAGAAGAUCAAGGAAAAUGUACUCCCAGUCACCGUCCUGGCAAGUUUUGUGUUGGCAAGUGCCGCAGUGCCAUUCUUGCCAAAAUGGGCUGGACCUCUAGCAAUUUCUCAGGCAAGAAAACCACAAUCCACCGGCGACGUUAUAUCGGAUGGCAGCCAGACGCAGCAAAGAAUAGCUCGCAGCCAUACAACCACACCAAGUACAUCGCGCUCGAAGAGGGGAAAAGAAGGAAGAAUUGGGAGCGCGCCGGCGACUGCAGCAAAUGGGACUCGACCCAAAUUAGCUCGAGCAAGUUCCGCAGAAAGGCCUAAAUCAUCAGCCUCGACUCGGAAGCCUGCACAUGAACCUCGACCGCGCCCAGCCCACCUCGACCUCAAAGCCAUUGAUCCUCGCCUCAGUUCCUCAUCCUUGCCACUGCCGGACUCGCGUUCCCCACGGAUGACUGCCAUGAGACCUGAACCACCUGCGACUGCAGGUCUUCCACCAAAGCGGCCAGCUGAGCCUCGAAGACAUUCCUAUGUUUCGAGACCUCUUACACCCUCCGCCCUGUCUGAUACACAAAAAGUAAAAUUGCUAAGGCAGAACUAUUUUCGCUGUGAAACCCAAUUUUUGACUGCUCUAGAAGACAUAUCCAAUCGGCUAGUUAUUGUCCCUAAGCCUGCACGGUUGAGUGCCCUACGUGCUGAGCUUGCUCUCAUUGCUCAAGAUUUGCCUGCGGAAGUGGAUAUUCCCGUCAUUUGUCCCGCAACUUUGGUAGAUGGAGCACCUAGCAAGAGCCGACAUCACCGCAUCGUGCGUUUAAAUCCUGCUGAGGCUACCGUAUUGAACAGUGCAGAGAAAGUGCCGUAUCUGUUGAUGGUAGAGGUUCUUCGUGAUGAUUUCUCAUUUGACCCUACCACUCACGAUAACCAGAGAUUACUUGCUAAGCUCAUGUCCGAGCAAGGAAAAGGCCGUAAGCGAAUUUUCGACAUAUCGGAAGCAGCCAAUAUUCCCCAUGGGACCAAAUCAAUAGCAGAAACCCCCUCAGAUAGCGUUUUUGAGCCGAUGUCUGGGGAUCUGGGAAGCUCGCCAAUUUUGAAAACAUUCGAAGCAUCAAUACCAGCAAAAGCAGUCACAUCCCCUCCACCCACUGCGCCUCCCCGGUUGUCUAGCGGUGCUACUACCUUGUCGACUACGUCAGUUCUUGAGACACCAAGGACAUCUGAGGCCUCAAGAUCUCGGUCAGGAAGCCCAGGCUCUUCACGACGUAAAAUGACGCUUCCGAGUUAUGGCAGAUCUGGUGCGUCAGACCAGCCUGACUUUUCGGCUUUGGCUACCCAUAUGCGAACAGCAUCACAAAUGCUCGCGCAAUUAGACUCCACGAGUGGCAAAAGACCAAAGAGCGAAGUUGCGGCAAUACGAGCCAAGAUCAUUGCCAGUAUGCAAAGUUUGGAAGAACAAAGUUUCGAAACGGACGACACAACGAAAACCCCCACAUUUGAUGUUAUUAUGGCAAAUGCGAACGUUGCAGCUGCAAAUGUCGCUGCAGAAGAGUUGGACGCCGAGAAUAUAUCUGAGCCAGCACUAAAUAGUGGUGCCGGUGCUGCCCGAAUGGAAAACGACCAGAAAACUGGCGGCGUGCAAAGAAGGGGGGAUCGAGAAGAUCCAAGUGCUGCAACCUUCGGUGAGGCUUGGAGUGCCAAGAAGGAAAGGAUCCGAAAAUCUUCGCCUUAUGGCUGGAUGCCUAAUUGGGAUGUCCUCAGUGUCAUCGUCAAGACUGGUGCUGAUUUGAGACAAGAAGCUUUCGCCUGCCAGUUGAUCCAGGCUUGCGACAAAAUCUGGCGAGAUGCUGACACACCCGUAUGGGUUAAGAGAAUGAGAAUUUUAGUAACCGGAGAGUCGUCUGGACUGAUCGAGACCAUCACAAACGGGGUAUCAUUGCACUCUUUGAAAAGAAGUUUGACGCUCGCAACCAUCGAGUCGGGACAGAAUCCUCGUAGACGGAUUGCUACGUUAAGGGACCAUUUUGUCAAAACCUUUGGAGCCCCCGAAACCGAAGCAUACAAAGCUGCAGAGGAUGCUUUUAAGAGGUCACUUGCAGCGUAUAGCAUCAUCUCGUAUAUUCUUCAACUUAAAGAUCGACAUAACGGCAAUGUUCUUAUUGACAAUGAAGGUCAUAUUAUCCACAUUGAUUUUGGGUUUAUGCUUUCUAAUUCUCCGGGUUCUGUUGGGUUUGAAGCUGCACCUUUCAAGUUAACACAAGAUUAUGUUGAUGUUCUUGGGGGCGUGGGUUCCCCAGGCUUCGACGACUACAAGAAAUUAUGUAAACAGGCUUUCCAAGGUAAUUAUUUCUCUACGAAGUUUUGAUUUGGUUGCUGACGGAUGACAGCUCUCCGAAGGUCUGCAGACAAUCUGAUAGAUUUAGUCAGCAUGAUGGGAGUUGAGUCAAAAAUGCCAUGUUAUUCUUAUGGUGUUCAGCAAGCUACGACCAGUCUUAGACAACGGUUCCAACUUCAACUCAGUGCUGAUGAGGCUGAGCAGUUUGUAGAAACUGACUUGAUUGGGAAGUCGCUAGGGAGUUACUAUACACGACUGUGAGUUGUAUUCUGCCAAUUUGAUUAGACUGAAACUAACGCAACAAAAGUUAUGACACUUUCCAAUAUCGAACACAGGGCAUAUACUAGGAGGUUGUUAAUUCGAAAUUUGGUGCAUGCGAGUGGCGUUGGAUAUCUUGGCAUUUACAAAUAUUGUUGGUAAAGGCAACGGUAGAUUCCCUAGGCAGUUAUGUGAGAUGUGUGUCACAUCUUUAGAAGAAGAACCCAGGUACUGCUAUGCGUAUACCGGUAUCAAACACAACUAGUGUGCGAAUCAUCAUCCGUGAAAAUGGUACUUGAAAAGGAU
This is a messenger RNA of Hymenoscyphus albidus, 3544 nucleotides long. The record is from the annotation of a GenBank genome assembly. NCBI's taxonomy places the organism in Eukaryota, Fungi, Ascomycota, Leotiomycetes, Helotiales, Helotiaceae.